This is a messenger RNA of Mangifera indica (mango), 3494 nucleotides long. Its product is annotated as glutamate receptor 3.7. Gene Ontology annotation, molecular function: glutamate-gated receptor activity. Bases 586 to 3357 code for a protein of 923 amino acids. Gene Ontology annotation, cellular component: plasma membrane. The transcript is spliced from 6 exons. The record is from RefSeq and is a predicted model, not a curated record. NCBI's taxonomy places the organism in Eukaryota, Viridiplantae, Streptophyta, Magnoliopsida, Sapindales, Anacardiaceae.
UCUGGUUGUUGGGUCAAAUUUGUGUCAAACUGUCAAUGUGAUUUUUUUCUGGGUGCCCCUCGCUCUACGAUGGCUUUGGCACAAUAAUUAAUAUUUUUCUGGGAAUCUUCAUGUUUCAUAGUCGUGAUGUUGAGUUUCUACUACUGAAACUUGAUUUUCACAAGUCCGAAUUCAGGAUUACGUAUAUUCUUAUCUUACCCCUCUUGGACGGGUACAUGUUUUCUCCGCAAUAAUUAUUCUAGCCAACCGCGUUUCAUCAAUCCGCUGUUCAAGCUUUGGUAAUCAUGUUUUUUGUUUCUCAAGUUGCAAGUUGUGGGAAUCAAUUUUUCAGCUUUCCUGUGAGUCUGUGACUAAAAUUCUGUCUUUACGGCAUAGUGGGCAGUUCACUGGUCAAUCGACAGAAUAGUCAGGCACCCUUCUAUUUUCCAUUCAGGGUAGAACUCGAUCCUCUGUCCUAUCCUCUGUAUGCCUCUUCUUCGAAAAUUAUCUGGGUACAAGUAAAAUGUACUGCUGACCCCGGUUUAAUUGUCACUUUAGCUCAGGGAGCAAAUUUGUGUUAUUGGGUUGGUUUGAUACCAUCCAACAAUGAAAUAUUUGGUGGCUUUGCCAGUUUUUAUCUUUGUAUGGGUAGUUCUUUAUGAUUCUGCGUAUUGCCAGAGACCUGCUGUUGUGAACAUUGGUGCAAUUUUCACCUUUGAUUCAGUCAUUGGCAGAGCUGCAAAGUUAACCAUGGAACUUGCGGUCUCCGACGUUAAUGCUGACCCAGUUAUUCUCAACGGGACUAAGUUGAAGUUGACCAGGAAAGACGCCAGUUGCAGUGUCUUCCAGGGUUCCGUUGAAGCUUUUCAACUGGUUGAGGAAGAGGUGGUGACCAUCAUUGGUCCACAGUCCUCCUCAAUAGCUCAUAUGAUAUCUGAAGUUGCCAAUGGUCUCAAGGUACCUAUGAUUUCAUAUGCUGCUACUGAUCCAACUUUAUCUUCUCAGCAAUUCCCUUACUUUAUCCGAAGCACUCAAAGUGACUACUUCCAAAUGGCUGCAAUAGCAGAUCUUGUUGAUUUUUAUGGGUGGAAAAAAGUUAUUUCCAUCUAUUUAGAUGAUGAUUAUGGGAGGAAUGGCAUAGCUGCUUUAGAUGAUGCAUUGGAGAAGAUGGCUAAAAUUUCAUACAAAUUGCCUUUACAUAUUCAGUUUGAUCAGAAUGACAUCAUAGAUUUACUCCAUAAAUCCAAGCUGUUUGGUCCUCGAGUUUAUGUUGUUCAUGUUAAUCCUGACCCCAGAUUGAGAAUCUUUGCUAUGGCCCAAAAACUUAAUAUGAUGACCAGCAACUAUGUUUGGCUUGCAACAGAUUGGUUUUCUGCCACUUUAGAUUCAUUCUCUCCACUGAAUGGAACCACACUUAGUAAUCUCGAAGGGGUAGUAGGGCUUCGUCAACAUACUCUAGAGUCCACCCAUAAGAAGGCCUUUCUAUCACGGUGGAGAGCUAUGGAGCAGAAAGGCUUGGUAAGUUCUGGGUUGAAUACAUAUGGACUGUAUGCUUAUGAUACAGUCUGGGCAGUUGCGCGUGCCAUUGAUAAGUUCUUAGAUGAAAAAAACAUCACCUUUUCUGUCAACAAGGACUUACUUGAUAUCAAAGCUACUGGGCUACAUCUUGAUGAGCUCAAAGUAUUUGAUGGGGGGCCUCUUCUACUCAGGAACUUGUUGCAGACAAACUUCACUGGUUUAACAGGUCAAUUUAAGUUCAAUCAAGAACGGAACAUUGUUAAUUAUGGUUAUGAGAUCAUAAAUAUUGACAAGAUGGAAAUUGAAAGAGUUGGAUUCUGGCAUAAUGAUUUUGGUUUAUCAAUUUUACCCCCUGAAAGUCUUAUUGCACAAAAGAAAAAUCAAUCCCAAUUGCAUCAAAAGCUUCAGAAAGUUACUUGGCCUGGUGGAAAGACUGAAAAGCCGCGAGGUUGGGUGAUUACUGAUGAGGAAAGACCUUUGAGAAUUGGAGUGCCAAGAAGAGCUAGUUUUGUUGAUUUUGUUACAGAAGAACACACUAGCCAUCAAAUCCGAGGUUACUGCAUCGACAUAUUCCUUGAAGCAAGGAAAUUAGUCCCAUAUAAUGUGCCUUACAUAUUUGUGCCUCAUGGGGAUGGGCUAUCCAAUCCCAGUUAUGAUAAGCUUGUGCAAAUGGUAGCAAACAAUGUGUUUGAUGUAGCUGUUGGGGACAUUUCUAUUGUGACAAAUCGAACGAGAAUUGUGGAUUUUUCUCAGCCUUAUGUUUCUACUGGUCUUGUCAUUGUGGCUCCAAUUAACAAUAUAAAGUCUAGCACUUGGGUGUUUCUAAAACCAUUUACAGUUGAGAUGUGGUGUGUCACUGCAGCUGCUUUUGUGAUGAUUGCUGUGGUUGUUUGGAUUCUUGAGCAUCGAGUCAAUGAUGAUUUUCGUGGUCCUCCUAGAAGGCAAAUUGUCACAAUGUUUAUGUUCAGUUUCUCAACACUAUUUAAGACGAACCAAGAAGCUACUGUAAGUCCACUGGGACGGAUGGUAAUGGUGGUAUGGCUUUUCUUAUUGAUGGUGAUAACUUCAAGUUACACAGCAAGCUUGAGUUCGAUCCUGACAGUUCAGCAACUUUCAACCCCCAUCAAGGGAAUUGACAGCUUAAUUUCCAAUGAUUGGCCCAUUGGGUACCAAGUGGGUUCAUUUGCUUAUAACUAUCUGUCAGAAAGUCUUCACAUACCAAGGUCAAGACUCAUCUCUCUGGGCUCUCCAGAAGCUUACGAAACUGCUCUCAGGCAAGGUCCAAAUAAUGGUGGGGUAGCAGCUAUAGUGGAUGAGGUUCCAUAUGUGGAGUUGUUUCUGAAACGGCAAACUGAUUUUGGGAUUAUUGGGCAACCUUUUACCAAAAGUGGAUGGGGAUUUGCCUUUCAAAGAGGUUCUCCUCUUGCUGUGGAUAUUUCUACUGCAAUUUUAAAGCUUUCCGAGAAUGGAGAGCUUCAGAGGAUUCAUGAGAGAUGGUUUUGUAAACAGGGUUGCCCAGAAGGAAGGAGACAAAACUCAGAGCCUCACCAGCUCCACUUGAAAAGCUUCUGGGGUCUUUACAUUUUAUGUGUCAUCAUCACCCUCAGUGCUCUUCUUGUGUUUCUGCAAAGAGUGAUUCGACAGUUUGUGCGUUACAAGAAACAGCAGAAGCUCUCUUCUUCUUCUUCUUCUUCAUCUUCAACCUCAACUUCAUCAAGUGUGAGUUGUUCUCAGCUAAUUUUCAACUUUUUUGACUUCAUUGAUGAGAAGGAAGAAGCUAUCAAAAAAAUGUUCACUCAUUGCGAGAAUCCUCCAACCCAUGUCAACUCAACAAACCAACAAGAAGCUGCAUCCAUUUGAAGUGAAUUUGAAUCCAAAUACUUAGAAUUAAGACUUGUGUAGUAUUCUUAUUGGCUACUGAUUGGAACUCAUGAAGCAUAUCAAAUUGUAAAUAACAGUUCUGCUGAUGAAUAUUUGUAAAAUUAAAUUUGAACAUA